AUUGUGUUUGGAAUUUGGAUUCUUCACUUUCUCCGCUCAUCUCAAAACGUGCAUUUGACCCUCUCGAUCUUCUCGAUCAUUUUUUCAUCUGCUUCCACUUUUACUACAAUUCAUUCAUUUCUCAACUGUUUCUCAACUUUACAAGCAAAAAUCCUAUUUCAUUUUAAGAGACGAGGGAUAUAAUCUGAACAAUGUCUGAUCUUGAGGCUCCGCUGCGCCCGAAGAGGAAGAAGAUUUGGGUGGACUACUUUGUUAAGUUUAGAUGGAUUCUUGUUAUUUUUGUGGUUCUUCCCAUUUCCUUCACACUUUAUUUUCUUACAUACCUUGGGGAUGUGAGAUCUGAGUGGAAGUCCUUUAAGACGCGGCAGAAGGAACACGAUGAGAAUGUCCAGAAGGUUGUCAAUCGUCUCAAAAAGAGGAAUCCUUCAAAGGAUGGGCUUGUGUGCACUGCUCGUAAGCCAUGGGUUGCUGUUGGGAUGAGAAAUGUUGACUAUAAGAGGGCUCGUCAUUUUGAGGUUGAUCUUUCUCCUUUCAGGAACAUUCUUGAUAUCGACAAAGAGCGGAUGAUUGCUAGGGUAGAGCCCCUUGUCAACAUGGGGCAGAUCACCAGGGUGACUGUGCCUAUGAAUCUUGCACUCGCUGUGGUUGCUGAGCUCGAUGAUCUUACUGUUGGUGGCCUCAUAAAUGGUUAUGGGAUCGAAGGAAGUUCCCACAAAUAUGGCCUUUUUUCUGAUACUGUUGUAGCCUUUGAAAUUAUUUUGGCAGAUGGAUCUCUUGUUAAAGCCACCAAGGACAAUGAGUACUCUGAUCUAUUUUAUGCUAUUCCAUGGUCUCAGGGAACACUUGGGCUUCUUGUUGCUGCUGAGGUCAAGCUUAUACCCAUUAAGGAGUACAUGAAGUUAACUUAUAAACCAGUUGUUGGUAACCUGAAAGAUAUUGCACAGGCAUAUUCUGAUUCUUUUGCUCCCAGAGACGGUGACCAGGAUAAUGAUGAGAAGGUUCCAGACUUUGUUGAAACUAUGAUUUAUUCGCCAACACGAGCUGUGUGCAUGACAGGGAGAUAUGCUUCAAAGGAAGAGGCCAAGAAAAAGGGGAAUAAGAUUAACAAUGUAGGGUGGUGGUACAAAACCUGGUUCUACCAACAUGCAGAGACAGCACUCAAGAAAGGUCUGUUUGUAGAAUACAUUCCCACCAGAGAGUAUUAUCACAGGCACACAAGGUGUUUGUAUUGGGAGGGAAAGCUUAUCCUCCCAUUUGGUGAUCAAUUUUGGUUUAGAUUUCUGUUUGGCUGGUUGAUGCCACCCAAGGUUUCUUUGCUCAAGGCAACUCAAGGGGAAGCUAUUAGAAACUAUUACCAUGAAAUGCAUGUUAUCCAGGACAUGCUUGUUCCUCUGUACAAGGUGGGAGAUGCACUAGAAUGGGUUGACCGUGAGAUGGAGAUAUACCCCAUUUGGCUCUGUCCACAUAAACUGUUCAAGCUGCCUAUCAAAACUAUGAUUUACCCAGAAGCAGGCUUUGAGUUGCAACGCAGGCAGGGAGACACACAGAAUGCUCAGAUGUUCACAGAUGUUGGAGUUUACUAUGCACCAGGUCCUGUGUUAAGGGGCGAGGUGUUUGAUGGUGCAGAAGCAGUGCGUAAAAUGGAGAGCUGGAUGAUUGAGAAUCAUUGUUUUCAGCCACAGUAUGCUGUGUCUGAGCUGAAUGAGAAAAACUUCUGGAGGAUGUUUGAUGCUGGUCUGUAUGAGCAUUGUAGGAGGAAGUAUGGAGCCGUUGGAACUUUUAUGAGUGUGUACUACAAAUGCAAGAAGGGCAGGAAAACUGAGAAGGAAGUGCGUGAAGCCGAGCAAGCACACCUUGACACUGCGUAUGCAGAAGUUGAUCAACCAGCAGACUGAUUUGGAAUUUCUGAUAAAUUUUAUGGUAGCAAUUUAUUGCACAUUGUUUCUGAAUUUAUCGUUGUCUUUUAAUUUUUCGGAUCUUUAGCUUCGGUUGGCUUAGUUGCUGAUACUGUUUUUGAGUUUCUAAUGUCUUUUAUUAUGUGGACCUAACAUGAUGGUUUGACUGUUUGAGAUUGAUAUGGCUAUGUCUACUGGAUAAAUUAUUUGCCUUAAAAUGCAAUGUAUAUCCCUCAUUUUGGUCGA
This is a messenger RNA of Lathyrus oleraceus (garden pea), 2141 nucleotides long. The record is from RefSeq and is a predicted model, not a curated record. Lineage: Eukaryota; Viridiplantae; Streptophyta; Magnoliopsida; Fabales; Fabaceae.